Notolabrus celidotus (New Zealand spotty) is the source of this 1465-nucleotide messenger RNA. RefSeq names its product cysteine-rich, acidic integral membrane protein-like. The record is from RefSeq and is a predicted model, not a curated record. Bases 85 to 633 code for a protein of 182 amino acids. The transcript is spliced from 2 exons. Lineage: Eukaryota; Metazoa; Chordata; Actinopteri; Labriformes; Labridae.
GAUCACGUGACCGAGUGUGUGCAUGUUUCUGAGUGUGAUCACGAAACCGACUGUGAUCACGUGACCGAGUGUGUUCAUCUUUCUAUGUGUGAUCACGUGACCGAGUGUGAUCACGUGACCGAGUGUGAUCACAUGACCGAGUGUGAUCGCAUAACUGAGUGUGAUCAAGUGACCGAGUGUGUGCAUGUUCCUGAGUGUGAUCACGUGACUGACUGUGAUCACGUGAGUGAGUGUGUGCAUGUUUCUGAGUGUGAUCACGUGAGCAAGUGUGAUCACAUGACCGACUGUGAUCACGUGGCCGAGUGUGAUCACGUGAGCGAGUGUGAUCACGUGGACAAGUAUGAUCACGUGACCGAGUGUGUGCAUGUGAGCGAGUGUGAUCACAUGACCGACUGUGAUCCCGUGGCCGAGUGUGAUCACGUGAGCGAGUGUGAUCAUGUGACCGACUGUGAUCACGUGAACAAGUAUGAUCACGUGACCGAGUGUGUGCAUGUGAGCGACUGUGAUCAUGUGACCGACUGUGAUCACAUGGACAAGUGUGAUCACGUGAGCGAGUGUGAUCAUGUGACCGAGUGUGAUCACGUGAGCGACUGUGAUCACAUGGACAAGUGUGAUCACGUGACCCGAGUGUGAUCACGUGACCGACUGUGAUCACGUGGACAAGUGUGAUCACGUGACCGAGUGUAAUCAUGUUACCGACUGUGAUCACAUGGACAAGUGUGAUCACGUGAGCGACUGUGAUCACGUGGACAAGUAUGAUCACGUGACCGAGUGUGUGCAUGUGAGCGAGUGUGAUCACGUGAGCGUGUGAUCACGUUGACAAGUGUGAUCACGUGACCGAGUGUGAUCAUGUGACCGACUGUGAUCACGUGGACAAGUGUGAUCACGUGACCGACUGUGAUCACGUGGACAAGUGUGAUCACGUGAGCGAGUGUGAUCACGUGACCGAGUGUGUGCAAGUCUCUGAGUGUGAUCACGUGUUCGAGUGUGAUCACGUGACUGACUGAGUUUGUUUAUAUUUGCAGUUUGUGUGUGUGUGCUUGAGAGAGAGAGCUGAUCACAGAUCUGCUCAGUUUAAUUAACUGAUGGAAUCAGCCGAGUUUGAAUCCGAGCUUGUGGUUUUAGGAAGUUCGGUCUCAGAUGAGUGGAGAUAAGUCAGAGCUCAGUUCCUAUGACGACCUUGUCUGGAGCUGAAGUGUUCAUUGUAUGGAUGGAAACUGAGAUGAGGGUUUAAUCAUCCCCUGCAUGAGUGUCAGUUGGAUCAUGAAUGUAGACCGAUCAGCCUGAUGUUGAAGCCAUGUUCAGCUCUGAAGAUUUAUCUGUUUGACUUUUAACUGAUACAGGUUUAACACUCACACCCCUUUUUUAUAAGUACACACACACACACACACACAGUGAACGCAGCAUGGAGGUCAAAUGUGACACGUUAAACAUGAAUUUCUGAAAUAAAAACAUUGACCCUAAA